GUCCCGCGGGGGCGAGCAGCACCCGGGGUCUGUGUGACCCAGAGCCACGGUCUUUCCUCAGGGCGCUGGGCCGGGCGUGCCGGGAGGCUGGGGGGCUGGCGGUACCGCGCCCGUAGGUAGGUGGUGCUGUUGCAGCGACGUCGUCCCCAUUGGCGCCGCGCGGAGAGGCGGAAUGUUCAACUCCUGACUCCGGCGGAAGCGUGGGAGCAGCGCGGGCCGCCGUCCCCGACCCCCGCCGCCGCUCGCACCCGGCCCGGGAGCCAGACUGCGUGGACGCUUACUACUGUCAUUAUGAGAUGUCGUCUCUCGGCGCCUCCUUUGUGCAAAUUAAAUUUGACGACUUGCAGUUUUUCGAAAACUGCGGUGGAGGAAGUUUUGGGAGUGUUUAUCGAGCCAAAUGGAUAUCACAGGACAAGGAGGUGGCUGUAAAGAAGUUACUCAAGAUAGAGAAAGAGGCUGAGAUCCUGAGCGUCCUCAGCCACAGGAACAUCAUCCAGUUUUAUGGAGUCAUUCUGGAACCUCCCAACUACGGUAUCGUCACAGAGUAUGCUUCUCUGGGAUCCCUGUAUGAUUACAUCAACAGCAACAGGAGCGAGGAGAUGGACAUGGAUCACAUCAUGACCUGGGCCACCGACGUAGCCAAAGGGAUGCACUACUUACACAUGGAGGCUCCAGUCAAGGUGAUCCACAGAGAUCUCAAGUCAAGAAACGUUGUCAUUGCUGCUGAUGGAGUCCUGAAGAUCUGUGACUUCGGUGCCUCUCGGUUCCAUAACCACACCACACACAUGUCCUUGGUUGGAACUUUCCCAUGGAUGGCUCCAGAAGUUAUCCAGAGUCUCCCUGUGUCUGAAACCUGUGACACAUAUUCCUAUGGUGUGGUUCUCUGGGAGAUGCUAACAAGGGAGGUCCCCUUUAAAGGUUUGGAAGGAUUGCAAGUAGCUUGGCUUGUAGUGGAAAAAAACGAGAGAUUAACCAUUCCGAGCAGCUGCCCCAGGAGCUUUGCUGAGCUGUUACAUCAGUGUUGGGAAGCCGAUGCCAAGAAACGGCCAUCGUUCAAGCAAAUCAUUUCGAUCCUGGAGUCUAUGUCCAACGAUACGAACCUUCCCGACCAGUGUAACUCGUUCCUGCACAACAAGGCCGAAUGGAGGUGCGAGAUUGAGGCCACCCUGGAGAGGCUGAAGAAACUAGAGCGAGACCUCAGCUUUAAAGAGCAGGAGCUCAAAGAACGAGAGAGACGCUUGAAGAUGUGGGAACAGAAGCUGACAGAGCAGUCCAACACCCCGCUUCUCUUGCCUCUUGCUGCAAGGAUGUCUGAGGAGUCUUACUUUGAGUCUAAGACUGAGGAGUCCAACAGUGCAGAGGUGUCAUGCCAGAUCACAGCGACGAGUAACGGGGAGGGCCAUGGCGUGAAGCCGAGUCUGCAGGCCAUGAUGCUCAUGGGCUUUGGGGAUGUCUUCUCAAUGAACAAAGCAGGAGCUGUGCUGCAUUCUGGGAUGCAGAUAAACAUGCAAGCCAAGCAGAAUUCAUCCAAAACCACAUCUAAGAGGCGAGGGAAGAAAGUCAACAUGGCCUUGGGGUUCAGUGAUUUUGACUUGUCAGAAGGUGAUGACGAUGAUGAUGAUGGUGGUGGUGGUGGUGGUGAGGAAGAGAAUGACAUGGAGAAUAAUAGUGAAUGACGGCAGAAAGCAAUAAAAUCGAAAAUGGUUGGGUUUUUUUUUUUUUUAACAAACAGAAGAAAUGUAUUAUCUCAGUCUGUGCAAAAAAGCAGCAUAGGGAGGCGAGCACCAAGCACUGCAUCUUAGGCCGAGCUCACGGAGGGCAGUUUCCUCAUGGGGUGACUUUGCUUUUGCAUCCAGAAAAACAAGGCAGGGAAAUUAAGCUAAAAGCAUAUUUAUCAGCGAGUGUGGUGCCUGGUUAUAGAAAUUUGUAGUUACAUACAUAUCACGUUCUUAAGCUAACGACCUUUGGGCCUUUCCUCUUUAAAGUGCAUACUGUGUAGUUUGUAUUUGACAAUACCGUAUUUCCUUCACUCGGUGGGUUGGGACAAGUUCUACUCCUGACUCCACUCUGACGCUUGUUUCUUCCCCAGCACACUGAGGUUUCCUCCUUGUACAAUACACUGUAAUGGCGGAAGCGAUUGAUGACUGUAAAACCCAGUUACACAAAAAAAAAAAGGCUGAGAUAAAAGAUUAUUUUUUAAAAAUGCUUCUUCAGAAAUACCUAAAUGCCAAGAAUUUUCAAACCAAAUAGCACACAGCUCCUCCAAGUAAAACCCGAAUGGUGUUCUCUAGUGACAUUUGAAGGAGAAACACUCUGAUUUGAAGCAAGCAGCAGACAGUGCAAGCUUGCAUCCCCCAUGCUGGCUGGAAACAUCCUAAUAUGAGCACACUGUCACCCUAGGCUUAGCUUGUCCUUUGCACAGAAGCACAUGGUCCCACAGGGACCUGUCUAGGCACGAACAGGCUGAGCACACUCUUGCUCUGAACAUCCAACAAAGACACUCUGCUUUUUGUUUUCCAGAGGUACAUAAUAAUAAUCCUAGAUUUUAACCUAUGUGCAGGAAAAAUGCACACUAUAAAUAGGAAAGACAAAUUAUCCUUCUUAGACACAAGUGCAUUCCGACACAGCGUCGCCCCCACCUCUUUCUUUCCUUUUCCUGUGCUCUGUGAUGUUGGGUUGAGAAAUAAACUCAGGUGCUACUUACCAUGAAGGCCAGGCUACCUAGAGACACUCUCAGUAGACAAGCUUAUCUCUCAAAACCUACUGGAGCGAUAAACUCCUAUAAAAACUACAACCAGAUCAAAGGCAAAACAAAACUAAACUCUUGAUCAGCCUAACUCAGAACGAGUGUCAUUCACUAGACAACGAAAAUGAAGCGGCUGUGGUGGGCCUCUUUGUUCAGAAGCACUAACAUCAGGUGGGUGUGUCCACAAUCCUGGCACUUGGAGGCUGAGGCCGAGGGACAGUGAGUUUAGUAACAGCCUGCUUGAGCUGCACAGCAAGACUCUGUCCCAAGAAAGGAUUAGAAGCCACCUACUAAUGUUUAUGAGGAUGUUCGCCUACUAAGUCUUUGGGAAUCUGAGAUGAGAUGUGCUUCUAAUCCUCCUGGAGAAUGGAAAAGUACCACCAAAAUGAGAAGCGUACACUACAGCUUCGUGGGGGGGGGGGGGAGUAACCAGUGCAGCGUUCUGGGUGUCUGUCUGCUGGGCAGUCAUGGUCAUGACAGGAAGAGGAUCAGAAGAAGGUGUGUGACCCUGUAGCAUAGCGCCAGGCCGCGGCAGGUGCCACAUCGCACCGGCGACAGUUAACUGCCAAGUGAAAGGGACACUGAGAAAUGGUGGGUUCAGUAACCUUCUGGGUUACCAAACCAUCGAUUGCAAGUGAGGCUUGCUCAGAAGUAUGAAGCUAAAAGUAGAGAGCUUUCAGGAGAAAUAGAGAGAGCAGUUCUUAGGAUGUAAAGUGUGCAAACAGAUUUAAUUCGGUUGCUCUGGGAACCUGUGUACCGUGGCCAGGUCCACCUGUACUGGGUGUUUACGGGCAGGUCCGGGUACAGUCCGCCUGAGAUGGCUCCCCCUCCUGCCUGCCCUGCUCUAAUCCUCUGCACAUACAUAUUCUAGACUGGUAGCCAGGCCACUAAAACAGAACAACUUAGGGGGAGCAGAAGGGAUGCCUAGCAAUUCCUGCUUCCCCAGUAUGCUGCAAGUACUUGAAGGAGACAGUGGCAGCAGAUGCAGGGUCUUAAAGCCUCUUGCACAUCUGCCCAGGAAAAAAAUAGAGGCUUUUGAUCAACAGGUCUACCGAGUUCUCGAGAACAGCUAGAUGACUGCCUGCUAGUGAGUGUGCUGUCGGGAAAGCGUGCAUCACAGAAUGCUGUGGUUUGAAGUGCGUGCUAGAGACUAAAGCAAGACUGAAGGAAGAGGAGGCUGGUGGGGUCAGAAAAGGCCUGGCUGAUGGGUACCAUUUGCAGACCUGAAGGUGAAGGGAUCUCUAUGAGGAAUGAGUUCUCCCCUAGAAGGAAGAACACACAUACACCUCACCACCCGCUAAUCAAGAGUUGGUUUAGAACAUACAAACGCCAUCGAAAUAAUGUUGUUUUCCUAAAUUAAUACCUAAAUCCAUAUUCUAUAUAAAAAUUUUAGUGCAUGAAAAGCCAGCCAGAUAGUGUCACUGAGGGGAAGGUGCUGGGUUCUAGCCACAGACUUAGGUUUACCAUUACCAGGCAUAUGUCUGCCAUCUCUUAACUGCUGCUUCUUCUCCACCAAUGUUGCAGCCAUGCUCAUAGCUCAGUACUCAGUCAUGGAGGACUUGGGGCGGGACAGAACCAGCCUUGGUGAAGAGCUUCUAACACUUCUGUCUGGAGCCAUAUAAUACACCAUUGGCUGUUUGACGUCUGCUCCAACACGUCAGGCAUGGUGGUGCACGCCUUUAAUCCCAGCACUCGGGAGGCAGAGGCAGGAGGAUCUCUGUGAGUUCGAGACCAGCCUGAUCUUCAGAGUGAGUUCCAGGACAGCCGAGGGGGUGGGGGGAAAUUGCUCAAGCAUACCUGAAAUCUGGCUCAUAUAAACAGGAUCCUUUAGGGGUCUCACACCAUCUGUAAAAAUUACUAGAAAGCUGUAGAUUCAAUUAAUUUCAUAAAGAAAUGUCUAUUAGCCACGUGCAGAAUUUCUAAUAAUGCAAACGUGGCGCUAGCUCAGUGCUUGGAUCAGUUUUUGAAAGGACAAACGAUCAGUGUUAGAUUUCAUUCCAAAGACCUGACUUACAAAGAAACACACUUCAGAAGUUAAAUCCCAAAACAACGUCAAGGUUCAGAAUGAGAAUUAGAACUCUAGAGUGUCGUAACAACUGUCAGCCUGACAGCUGAAUACAUCACCAGUUAGCUUUCUUUACUGGUAAAGCUGAGCACGUAGAAUUUGAGGACCCCUGAGGUAGUUCCUAGCGGGGAUGUAAUGUCACCUUGACCAGCCAGAGUACUGCCUAGCCUGGUGGCAUCCCGCUUGCCAGGGACAGCCCCACCUUGCAAAGAUUCCCAUCCGAAAUCCCCACAGCACUGUCCAGUCCCUCACACGUCUGCGAGUCCAGCUCUAGUUUUUCCCCAGACAAAAUUACCCCAGCCUUUUCAGAACGCUAACAACAUCUCCUGCAUUUUAGGAAGUUAUAGCUUUUUCUCAGAACCCUGGUUGCGGAAAUGAUUUCCAGUUGCUGGCAGGAAUGCUCUGAAAUGACUGCACCUACCUGCGAGAGGGGUGCUGGCCCAUUAAGGUGACUCCACAAUGGUACAGCCCAGGUGGAGAUGCUGUCGUUCUGCAGAGUCAUUUCAAGGGAAUUUUUUCUCAUCUUUUUUUUUUUAAGCACAUUUUUAUUGUUUCAUGAAUCACCAGUGGGAUACGGUUGAAGGCACAGGGCACACUGCUUUUGAUGCUCUGAAAAUACUGAGGACUGUUUUGGGUUUGUUUUUUGUUUUGUUUUUUUUCAACCCGUAACUUUAAAAACAAAAUGCAAUGAAUUAGUUAGACUUUAAACACCAGCUGAGGUAUUCACACCUGAUCCCCAUUAAAAUCAAAGGGCCUAGAGGAAGGGAGGGACUUAGCAGAGACUCAGACCCAUUUCCCUUCAAGUUACUGUGCAUGUAUAUAACUUGAGUUUUUCAUUAGCGUGUUAAGAUGAAAGAUGGUUUUAAAACCUAGUGAGUUAAAUACGGAUACUUUGAAAACGAUUUUGCCACACUAGACCGGGGCAGCCUUGUGAAACUCGUCGAGUCCCGCUACACCACAGACACACAGGAGAGCCUAAUUCUUUCUAUAAUCAGGCACCGUCUGCUGCUUUCGAGAAAGGCCGCUUUCCUGGGUAGACUUCCCCACUGCCGCAAGAGGCUCCACCCUGCUGGAUGUAGGGUAGCCCGGCGGCAUUCUGUGAUUGAAAGAUGAAUGUCUAUCAGGAAAUCGGGACAGGCCCUGUCUUCUCGGACCCUAGCUUUGUGGGCACUGUGUUGCUUGUGUGAGAAACUUUCUGGCAUGUGGUUAGCUAUUUCAAACUAGAGUUCGGGCACUAGGCAACUGGUUUACAGCGUGUGCGAAUACUCUUAAUUCCGACCUGACACACUGCUUUUGCACUCUAGGGAACUGCUAUAGAGAACGUUUCUACCCUUUUUGAGUGUGAGCUUUUAAUAGGCGGCAUCACCGCUGUGUUUCCAUAACAAUCUUCCCCCCCCUUCGCUCUACUGCAAUGUUAUUCUGAGCAAGUCUUAUGCCAAAUGCUGUGUAUAAUGUCUGUAUGGGAGAUUAAACUGCGAUCCUGUUUGGUCAGACUGUGUAGUUGCCGGCUUCAUAGUUGGAAUUUGAUAUUCCAGCACCGAGUCCACAAUGUGUUCAGAAAUCCAAGUUGGUGUCAUACAUUUCGUUCUGAUGUGAACUUUUCUCUGCUUUCCUUUGUUCUAAGACUCCAUUUUGCAAUAAACGUUUUGACAGUAAA
Molecule: messenger RNA, 6468 nt
Organism: Alexandromys fortis (reed vole)
Lineage: Eukaryota; Metazoa; Chordata; Mammalia; Rodentia; Cricetidae
Gene: Map3k20
Product: mitogen-activated protein kinase kinase kinase 20
Exons: 12
Coding region: 297-1676 (459 amino acids)
Biological process (GO): protein phosphorylation; signal transduction
Cellular component (GO): cytoplasm
Molecular function (GO): protein kinase activity; protein binding; ATP binding
Source: RefSeq, a predicted model, not a curated record